Messenger RNA from Schizophyllum commune H4-8, 885 nucleotides. RefSeq lists its product as uncharacterized. NCBI's taxonomy places the organism in Eukaryota, Fungi, Basidiomycota, Agaricomycetes, Agaricales, Schizophyllaceae. The transcript has a single exon. The record is from RefSeq and is a predicted model, not a curated record. The coding region runs from base 345 to 794 and encodes 149 amino acids.
GACGCGAAGACUCCUUCUCAGUCAGUCAGUCGAUGCGAAGCGUCCCUUCGCAGUCAGGCGGUGCGGUGUCGCCUUCGCAGGUCAGUCGGUGCGAAGCCUCCCUUCGCCUUCGCAGUCAGACGGUGGAUGCGAAGCCUCCCUUCACGGCAGCCGGUCGAUGCGGGGUCGUCUCCUUCGCAGGUCGGGCGAUGUGCGAAGCCUCCCUUCGCUUAGCAAUCAGGCGGUGCGAAGCCUCCCUUCGCAGUCAGGUCGACGCGGCGGAGUCGACUCCCUAGCGGUCAGACGAUGCGCAUUCGACUCCUUCUUCGCAGUCAGUCGGUGCGGGGUCGCCUUCGCAGCAGUCGAUGCGGGGUCGCCUUCGCUCUGGAGUCGAUGCGGAGUCGCCUUCGCUCUGGAGUCGAUGCGGGGGUCGACUGCUUAGCAGUCAGUCAGUCGGUGCGAAGUCGACUCUUCACAGCAGUCAGUCGGUGCGAAGUCGACUCCUUAGCGGGCGAUGCGCAUUCGACUCCCUAGCGGGCGACGAUGCAGAUUCGACUCCUUCGCAGGCGAUGGCGGAGACUCCUUCGCUGUCAGUCGAUGCGAAGCCUCCUCCUUCGCAGGCAGACGCGGGGUCGCCUCAUCGCUGUCAAUCAGUUGGUGCGAAGCAACCUCGCAGUCAGUCGACGCGAAGCCGCCUCCUUCGCAGUCAGUCGGUGCGGGGUCGACUCCUCAGCAGGGCGAUACGAAGCCUCUCUUCGCAGGUUGGUGUGAAGUCGACUCCUUCGCAGUCAGUCGGUGCGAAGCGUCCUUGUUAGCAGUCGACGGUGCGAACCUCCCUUCGCGUUGCAGUCGAUGCGAAGCCUCCUUCGCAGUCAGUCGAUGCGAAGCGUCCUUAGCAGUCAGGCG